This is a messenger RNA of Styela clava, 3055 nucleotides long. RefSeq lists its product as uncharacterized. NCBI's taxonomy places the organism in Eukaryota, Metazoa, Chordata, Ascidiacea, Stolidobranchia, Styelidae. The record is from RefSeq and is a predicted model, not a curated record.
GUAACGCUAUAUAAGUGUUCAAUAUUUCAAGAGAUAGCUUGUAAAAGGCUUCUUUUGGCAGUCUAUAUUUGAAAAGGUCUGUAUAGUUUAUUUAGAAUUUGGAGUAUAGUUGUAGAAGAUUACCGUUGUCACGAAAGCCGCAUAUUCUUCUAAUCAAGAAAAUCCAAUUCACAAAGUCCAUUCAACUGGUAAAAAUGGUUAAAUUGUCACUGAUUGCUGUAUGCAAAACUUGUUGUAAAGCGGGCAAGUUACUCCCGUCGCACUGUGUUGUAAAAUAUGUAAAUAAUAUUUUUGUAAAUGGUUGAAAAUCAUCUAAUGUACACGUAAUAUGCUGGCUAUACCCCAGAUUGCGCAUUAUUUCAGCCGGGUCAGCAUUCAGCAGAAUGCGUUUUUUUUUCGGCGUUGUUGAUCUUCCAACAAUACAUGUUGAACAGGCAUUGAUGUGCUUUUGUCCACAUUUCCCAUGUUGGAGCUAUAACAAGUGAUAAAAUAGAUCAUUUCCUGAUCGUGGCGCAUUUUGCAAAACUAUGACUCCUAUGUGUAGUGUAGUGAGUCCACGUUUCUGUUUACUUUAGUCUGAUCAGCACACGAACUUUUGACAAUUGUAACUUUGUUAUUAGUUCAGUGUAGACAGUAUUUUCUUUAUAUUUAUGCGGAGUGUGGCUGUACACACAUUUUUUUUCCAUUGUUUGUAGACUAACUAAUGUAGUAGUCCUAUACUGGGUGGUUCCUGUCCAUGCGAUAAAGAGGAGAGGUCGAAGAUUUGAUUAGAUGAAAAAACACCAUGUUUUACGUUUUUCAGUAAUAUUUUCAACCGGAAAAGGAAUCACACCGGAAAUAUUUCAAUUUACACAAAUAUUUAUAGAAUAAUUAGGAGUCAGCAGAAUCUUUUAUUGCACUCACGUAUAUUUAUAUAAGGAAGGAUUUUGUCAUUUUAAACCGCCUGCCCACUCAUAAAUGUUCAACAGUUUUACAUGUAUCGAAUAAAGAAACAAAAUCAACCGAAGAAUAAAUGGAUCACAUAACACCCAGAACCACAUAGGGUGCUCUGUAUACCGAGUAUAGUGUGGAAACUUUUCGGUGUGAAGAAACACCAAUGAAACUUUACAGAAGCUCGAGGAACCUAUGUGUAAUUGAAUAUUAAUCAAAGACCAUAUUAUACCUCUGCCUUCGAUUAUAUUUAAACAAUAUGCAUAAUAUAUUGAUAUAUAUAGACUUCUCGGUAACUUCACAGGACCCCUGGAAUAUACAGGUGCAAUCUUAGGGUUCCGCGGAACAGUAGUUGAAAAUCGCUGGUGUAAAAAAGUACUCGUGGAAACGUAAAAAUUGUUUCAUUUAACCCACCACUGACUUCCAACAACUUUGACCCCAACUGAUGAAAAUGCAGGUGCAUAGCUACCGGAGUGUAUAGAAUAACCCAAUUUGCUACAAAAUGGCAGCUUUCCCCGAAUUCAACAAGGAGUUACUUCACGGAAACAAUGAAAACACAACGUCAAUGGAAUUAACGUGUAUUGCCGAAAGAAAUUGGUUUAUGGUGGCGUUUUUGCCUCUAAAUUCAAUAGGAAUAAUCAUCAAUCUGAUUGUCUUAUUAGCUUCGAUGUUGGAUAGAGAAAAGCUACAGCGACAGAAUUACAUGUUUGCCAGUGUAAACAGUGCACUUUUAAGUCACGUUGUUUACCUGGCUUUAAAUAUAUGGGGGGCAGCCGCAAAUGUGAUGGCCCAGGAUGCACCAAACGUUUUAGGGAUUCCAAAAGUAAUGUGGACAGUGUGUGAGGCAGGAGUUGCAUCCAUUGGAUUCGGCGUUGUCGCAAACGCUUCUUCUCUGGUUUAUGUCACAAUUGAUAGCACUUUCGUUGCACCAAGAUUUGUUGUUGAUACAAAAGCUCAAUUGAAAGACGAUAAAAAGUCAAAAUUACCGAAGAAACGAGGAAUCUCAAUCAUUCUUAUGGCUGUAUCUUGGAUAGUUCCAAUAAUCUUCAUAACCGCAGCUACUCUGAAAUGGAAUUGCUCCCAAGACUGCUGGUGUCCAUCAAGCAGUUUUGUCGGAGAAGUCUGUCCUCAUGAUUUCAGAUGCUCGAGAUUUUUGACACCCAUGACCUCUUCAUUUCUUCUAGUGAACAUUGGGCUUUGGACGGUACAGAUUAUAUUGUUGAUCGGUAUGAUAGUGAAGAAGUAUAUCGCUUUCAAAAACUCAACAAAACGUGUAACCGAUCAUGGAAUGCCAGCAAACGACGCCACCACGACAGAGCAAGAUCCCGAAAAGAACAAUCGAGAGAUUGGGUUAACGAGAGAAACGACAUCUCUGCGUGCAAGUCCCGCGUGGUCGAACCCGAGAUUUCGAUUCGCUAUUAUAAUCACUUCUUUCCUUACGGCCGCUUUUGUUCCAACUGCUUUGUCAAUCUUAGUGGAUGCAUUCAAGGCAGACGCAAAUCUGGCUCCGGCAAAAAUAAUCUCCGGCAUCUGUUUGUAUUUAUACAUGGUCAUGUGCCCGUUUCUAAUACUGAAGUAUUUUCCAAGUUUAAGGGCAUCUCUUUCCCAAUUGUUGCAUAAGGUGUUUUUUUGCUUUCGGUGAGUUCAGUGUGGGUAUGUCGUCGAAUUUCAUAAUAAGUGUUAUGAUAUUAGAUGUGUUAUUACUGCGAUGCGUUACCUGCGAGCGUGAAUGCAUCUGAAUACUUUCGGAAGGCCUCUAAUAUUAUUCUUUCAAUCAGAAUUUAUGUUAAGCUGACACAAGAGUUUCAUGUGAAAUGGAUUCACAGCAAAAACCAGGACAAGGCUUUUCUAUUUUCAAGUAUUCGUUCAUUUACACAAUGAAAUACAAGUUCGUGUGAAGAUAUAAGCAUUCGUGCCGAUUUGACAACUUACUUUCCCGCGGGGGCGACUCGGAAGACAAACUGCAUAGUAUAGAAUAGACAAAAUUUUUGGAGUUGGAACCCACUAUUUAUUACCACAGCUUAUGGCGACCCAUUUAACUUUAAAAACAAUGGAUGUCGGUUUUUAUUUAAUGUUUACUUAAAAAUCUCGUGAUUUUCUACAAUGUAAUUUUAUUUUUGAUAAA